AUGAAGUUGGCAGUAUCUCUCGAAGCGCUAGCACUUCUUGUCUCCUCCGCAAUGCAGGCUGUCUCUGGAGCUACUCUAGCCUCUUCUGCAUUAUCCAUAAUAAGCACCGCAACGAAUCCAAGCCUAACUUCACAACUCUCCAGUGCAACAGAAUCUGCCACACCACCAGCCAGGACUUCAAUCUUCACGAGUGUGGGAUUUCCUACACCCGUUUCUUCCUCCAUAGUACCUCCGGAAUCUGGGAAGCCUGACCCGCUUGCCCCCCCAGGCGGACUAAACACAAAUGGAACGCUGCCUUUCUAUCACCCCCUCAGUGAUUUUGACUUUCAAUCUCUAAACCUUGCACUUAAUCAAGAAUGGAUAGAGUUGGACCUUUUUCACCACGGACUUGCUCAAUUCUCCGAUGAGGAGUUUGCUGCUGCUGGUAUAAACGCAGAGGAACGCGCACUGAUUGCGUACAUGGGAAAUCAAGAAAUUGGCCACGCGCGCCUCAUUCAAAAUAUGCUUGGUCCAAAUAACUCCGCCAAACCAUGCACGUAUCAGUACCCCUUUACCACUGUUCGCGAGUUCCUCGAUUUCAGUCAGCAAGUGACCCGCUGGGGGGAAGCCGGUACAAUCGGAUUCAUACCUCACCUUAACUCACGCGACUCGGCGCAGAUGCUAUUGCAGACAGUGACAACGGAAGCGAGACAGCAGAUGGCGUUCAGGCAGCUCGAGGGCCUCUUCCCAAUGCCAGUCGACUUCCAGACUGGGAUCACGCAGAGCAUGACCUGGACGUUGCUCGCACCCCAUUUGGUGAGCUGCCCAGCAGAGAACCCAAGGAUUAACUGGCAAAACUUCCCGGCGUUGAAUGUCACUAAUGCUCCAGACCCCACCCCGUUGUUUAACAACACCUCCGUUGGAGCUGAUAACUCAACUUCAUCCGGAAAUGACACCACGCCAGCGAUUACGCACAACAGUACCAAUCCGCUAUCGUUCCCGGGGCGCGAAGUAUUCCUUAGCUGGGAGCUUCCUGGAAAGACAGUUGGGCCUAACAAUAGCUAUAACACGACUACCGCUGCUGGGCCUGCCAAGUUCGCUGCUUGGAUAUCACAACUCAAUACAACCUACACCUUGCUCACUGACGUGAAUGGAACAACUGCAAAAACUACGCAGCCCUCGGGGUUUGUUUUAGGCGAUGGAACAUCGCCAAUCUUUAACGGAACUUUAUUCAUCCUGGUGACCGACGCCAACGUCACUGUUACGCCGUCUAAUGUUACGGCCAUUAACCCUCAUAUUGUUGCUGGGCCUGCUGUUUACACCGCUGGUUAA
Molecule: messenger RNA, 1311 nt
Organism: Psilocybe cubensis
Lineage: Eukaryota; Fungi; Basidiomycota; Agaricomycetes; Agaricales; Agrocybaceae
Exons: 5
Coding region: 1-1311 (436 amino acids)
Source: RefSeq, a predicted model, not a curated record